Messenger RNA from Dentiscutata heterogama, 1024 nucleotides. The record is from the annotation of a GenBank genome assembly. NCBI's taxonomy places the organism in Eukaryota, Fungi, Glomeromycota, Glomeromycetes, Diversisporales, Gigasporaceae.
AAUGAAUCAAAAAAUAGGAGAUAAUUGUAGUGCAAAUAAUUCUCAUGUUUAUACCGUUUGCAAUUCCGAAAGCGUUUCAGAAUUGCCUAUAGGUAAUAUUAAACUCUUAGAAGAACGUCUCAAGCGUUACGAAAAUGAAGCAGGUCAAAUAGAAGCAAUCAUUGAAAUUGAAGAUUCAAUGAAUGUUGAUCUUUGCUUUGUUUUAUACUGCACAGGCUCUAUGGAUGAUCAUAUCAAAGCAGCAAAAAAGCAUAUAUUAAAAGUAGCUAGCUUUGUAAAAAGCAAUAAUUCAAAUAUAGAAUUCUGGGUUUGUUUCUGCGGCUAUCGCGAUCACUCUAAUAAUUUUAGUGAUCGCUUACAAAAUUUUGAUUUUACUAAUUCUCUCGAAAAAUUUCAAACGUAUAUAGCCACUAAAGUAGCGACUAUAUGUAAUAAUGAUGGUCCAGAAGAUGUCUUAGGUGGACUUAAUGCUGCAAUAACUCAGAUGACAUGGAGUAACGCCACUCGUAUUCUUAUUCAUAUCGGCGAUGCGCCACCACAUGGCCAUCGUUUUACCAAUUUAUAUGACGAAUAUCCAGGCGGUGAUCCGUAUGGUUUAACUGAGAAAUUUCCUGUAUUUGAUCUUAUGACAACGGGAUAUAAUCCUGCGGUAUUAGUCAAUAAAUUUUACAAGGCUACUAGCUCUGCCAUCUUUUCUUCUAUUACACUAACUACAACUUUAAGAAACUCGAAAAGUAUAUACUCUUUGCAACGAAAAAAACUUCAAGUCAAUCCACAUGAACCUGAUUGGACUACUCUUCCAGAGAAAACAGGAAAACUUUUACAUUGUAUUUUGCCUAAAACUCUGGCUGAAGUUAAAGAUGAAUAUUAUUUUAUCAAUUCAAGCUUUACUGAGCAAGAUAUUUCUUUUAAAAGUGCACCAGAACCAUUCUCCAACGGCACAAUAGAAAAAUAUUUAGAAUCAGUGGAAAUCAUUAAUAUUGCUUAUUUUCUUUCAACAAUAUUCAAUGCAGCUGCUCAACAG